AAUUUCAUUAUAAAAGACGAUAGCUCAAGGCCCUUUCCCUCUUGUCUCGGAUUCUCCAAAAGAUCUGAUUACUUCCUCUCUCUUCCCAAAUUUGUUUAUUUCCACUCGACAUCAUCGUCAUGGCUGAUACCGUUGGUAAGACCAUCAAGUGCAAGGCCGCCGUCGCUUGGGAAGCCGGCAAGCCCCUGAGCAUCGAGGAGAUCGAAGUAGCGCCCCCGAAAGCCCACGAAGUUCGGAUAAAGGUCCUCUACACUGGCGUUUGUCACACAGAUGCCUACACGCUAUCGGGCAAGGACCCAGAAGGCGCGUUUCCCGUCGUCUUGGGACAUGAAGGGGCUGGCCUCGUCGAGUCUGUAGGCGAGGGCGUCACCAACGUGAAGCCUGGUGACCAUGUCGUCGCACUAUACACACCGGAAUGUAAGGAAUGCAAGUUCUGUAUAUCCGGCAAAACCAACCUUUGCGGGAAGAUUCGAGCUACCCAGGGCAGAGGUGUCUUGCCGGAUGGUACCUCUCGGUUCACUUGCAAAGGGAAAUCCCUCCUCCACUUCAUGGGAACCUCCACAUUCUCUCAGUACACUGUCGUAGCCGAUAUUUCCGUUGUCGCCGUCCAACAAGACGCCCCUAUGGACCGAACCUGCCUGCUAGGUUGUGGUAUUACUACCGGUUACGGUGCUGCGAGAAUUACUGCCAAGGCCGAGGAAGGCUCCAACAUCGCCGUUUUUGGCGCUGGCUGUGUUGGUCUUUCAGUCGUCCAGGGUGCUGUCGCGCAGAAGGCAGGCAAGAUUAUCGUCGUCGACGUAAACCCAGCCAAGGAGGAAUGGGCGAAGAAGUUCGGCGCCACCGAUUUCGUGAACCCCACCAAAUUAGAAGGACAGACGAUUCAAGAAAAGCUCAUUGAAAUGACCGACGGAGGCUGUGACUACACCUUCGAUUGCACCGGCAACGUUGGCGUCAUGCGAGCAGCUCUAGAGGCUUGCCAUAAGGGCUGGGGUCAGAGCAUUAUCAUCGGUGUUGCGGCUGCCGGUCAAGAAAUCUCUACUCGACCAGCAUUCCAAUUGGUCACCGGUCGUGUAUGGAAGGGUUGCGCUUUCGGUGGUGUCAAGGGUCGAUCACAACUACCCGGCCUCGUCACUGAUUACCUACAAGGUAAACUGAAGGUGGACGAAUUUAUCACUCACCGAGAAGGACUGGAUGACAUAAACAAGGCGUUCGAGUCGAUGAAGUCCGGAGACUGUAUCCGCUGCGUUGUGCAGAACUUCUAAAAAGGGGUAAUGAGUUAAGUGUCUCGUCCGUGAGGUUAACAGCGGACUUGUUUGUACAUGGGUUCCGGCGAGUCAAGAAAGUAAAAUACAAAUUGUAAUUCCAAUGGAUUCUCUCGCUCCUUUGAGCGACGCCCUACAUUAAUGUACCAUUAUAUUU
Annulohypoxylon truncatum is the source of this 1419-nucleotide messenger RNA. Its product is annotated as alcohol dehydrogenase. NCBI's taxonomy places the organism in Eukaryota, Fungi, Ascomycota, Sordariomycetes, Xylariales, Hypoxylaceae. Gene Ontology annotation, molecular function: zinc ion binding; S-(hydroxymethyl)glutathione dehydrogenase [NAD(P)+] activity. The transcript is spliced from 5 exons. Bases 120 to 1262 code for a protein of 380 amino acids. Gene Ontology annotation, cellular component: cytosol. Gene Ontology annotation, biological process: formaldehyde catabolic process. The record is from RefSeq and is a predicted model, not a curated record.